Molecule: messenger RNA, 1863 nt
Organism: Hibiscus syriacus
Lineage: Eukaryota; Viridiplantae; Streptophyta; Magnoliopsida; Malvales; Malvaceae
Product: factor of DNA methylation 4-like
Exons: 7
Coding region: 190-1764 (524 amino acids)
Biological process (GO): gene silencing by siRNA-directed DNA methylation
Source: RefSeq, a predicted model, not a curated record
UAAAGAUGUGUAUUACCUUAAUUAUGAAUAUAGGAUUUCACCUGCUGAGGGUUUUAAAGCAAUAUUAUGACUUUGAGUUAGGUACUUCUGUUGCAAAAAGGACUAUUUUUAGUGAAAAGUCAUUGGUUUGAACCAAAAGAGAUGCACAUAGGAGUGACAAAUUUUUGAGGGCCCAGUGGGUGACCAGAGAUGCUAAUAUCUUCAAAUAUGUAUGAUGAGAAGUUUGUUCAUCCAUGGAUGGGAAUUGUUGCGAAUAUUCCAACAAUUGUGCAUGAUGGAAAACAUGUAGCAGAUAGUGGAAAGAAACUGAAGGAGGAUUUGGCGGAAAAAGGAUUUAACCCUUUGAAGGUUCAUCCUCUUUGGAACGGAAAACAUGGUCAUUCGGGAUUUGCCAUAGUAGAGUUCAACAAAGAGUGGGAUGGCUUUAAUAACGCCAUCAUGUUUGAGAAGAGUUUUGAUUUGGGUCACUAUGGAAAGAGGGAUUACUAUUCGUCCAGGAGGAGGAAAGACAAAUUGUAUGCAUGGGUUGCUCGUGAAGACGACUUCUAUUCAGAAGGACUGAUAGGCAAAUAUCUUCGUAGGAAGGGAGACCUGAAGACAGUUUCAAGCAAAGAAGCCGAAGAUAAAAGGAAGACAUCGAAGCUGGUGAAAACUCUAACCAAUACAUUGGAAACAAAGAACCUACGCCUUCAGGAAAUGCAGAACAAAUAUAAUGAGGCAACUAGCUCCAGGAGUACAUUGAUUCAGCAGAGGGAGGACAUGAUCAAAGCUUAUAAUGAAGAAUCCAAAAGGAUGCAGCAGAAUGCUCAUGACCAUUUCAAGAAAAUUUUCUUAGAGCAUGAGAGGAUUGCGCAGCAUUUUCAAUAUCAGCAAAGAGAACUAGAGCAGCGUGAGAAGGAAUUGUUCCAACGGGAGGCUCAAAAUGAGGCCGAGACAAAAAAAAUUCAGCACGAAAAGAUGAUGAAUGAGAGGGCAGCCUUGGAACAAAAGAAGGUAGAUGAAACUGUAUUAAAACUAGCUGAAGAGCAGAAGAGAGAAAAGGAGAAACUUCACAGACAAAUCAUUGAGCUAGAAAAACAACUUGAUGCUAAACAAACUCUGGAGCUGGCGAUACAGCGUAUGAAAGGGGCUCUACAAGUUAUGCAGCACAUGAAAGGGGAUGGAGAUGCAGAAAUGAACAAAAAGAUGAAGUCUAUUGAAGAGGAACUGAAAGAGAAGGAAGAAGAACUAGAAGACUUGGAGGAUCUUAAUCAAGCUCUUAUCAUCAAGGAGCGCAAAAGUAAUGAUGAAUUACAGGAUGCCCGAAAGGAGCUGAUCACUGCUUUCAGAGAUGUUUCCGCCCGGUCUCAAAUUGGUGUGAAGAAAAUGGGAGAGCUGGAUAUUAAACCAUUCCAGACGGCAGCCAAGAGAAAAUACUCAGCAAGAGAAGCUGAUGAGAAAUCAGCAGAGCUAUGUUCACUGUGGCAGGAGUACCUUAGAGAUCCUAGCUGGCAUCCUUUUAAAAUAAUCACAGACAAACAAGGAAAUUCCAAGGAAAUUCUUGACGAGGAAGACAAAAAAUUGAUUGAGGUUAAGGCGGAGUUUGGCGAUGAAGUAUACGGUGCUGUGACGGUGGCGUUGAAACAGAUGAAUGAUUAUAAUCCAAGUGGCAGAUACAUAAUACCAGAACUCUGGAACUUCAAUCAAGGGAGGAAGGCGACGUUAACAGAGGGAGUGCAGCAUUUACUGCAAAAAUGGAAACAACUAAAGCGAAAGAGGCACUAAAUUUCCUUCAUAAUUUCAUAUACUGAAGGAGCUCUCAAGGAAUAUAUAUACCAAGAGAGGCUGUCGGUUUUUCUAAGGUGGCUUGCCUUUAUGUGCGGA